CUUUCAUUACAAAGAAAGGUUUCUUUAAGCUUUCAGCUUAAGCCCACCUUUAAGUUUCUAUAUAACUUCAUCAUCAUCUUCUUCUUCUUCUCUCUGAAGUAGUCUAGCUAGUUCCACCAAAUUAGAGUUCUUCAACAAAGCUACAUUGUAAACAUUUUUAGAUGAUUCGUGAAAUCUCCGGUCUACGAAACGACAACGUAAACAUUCAAGACCAUACUUCAAACAACAUCAGCAACAGAAACAUCAUGGACAAGAGAAGGGAUAACCGAAACGACAUGACUCAAGCUCAGAUGAUGAGUAAGCAAGAAUAUUUUCGGACAUUGUCAUCUCAGAAUAGUCAGAGGAAGCUAAUAACAUCGAGUUACUUCAGUUUGGAGUCAAUGGUUGUUCUUGUGGGUCUCACGGCAUCGCUUUUGUUCCUUCCAUUGAUUCUUCCACCGUUGCCUCCUCCUCCCUUCAUGCUCCUUCUGAUUCCUAUUGUGAUUAUGGUUUUGCUUAUGGUUCUUGCUUUAAUGCCUUCUUCUUCUAAUGCCAAACAUGUAACAAGUACUAAUUACAUGUAACACGCUCAAAAGUUUUGUUGUUUUGUCUAUUGUUAAUUUGUCAUUACCAAAAGGGUUUCAAGGUUAAGAGAUUUUGUAUACCUUUCAUUUGUUAAACUUCUUAUCUCAUGCAGUAGUACUAUAUAAUUUCAUGAUUAUAUCUAUAAUGGUUUUACCAGACAUGGUA
Molecule: messenger RNA, 729 nt
Organism: Eruca vesicaria subsp. sativa (arugula)
Lineage: Eukaryota; Viridiplantae; Streptophyta; Magnoliopsida; Brassicales; Brassicaceae
Source: the annotation of a GenBank genome assembly